CCGCUCUUGUUCCCUACAGUCAUGACCAUCUGAGCCUCUGAUCCAAAGCCCUCUUCUUCGACGGCUUUUCCUCGCUUCCGACUGGCACUCAGUGGCAGACAUCAUGGCCGAACCAUCCCCUCAGGACAGGGAACGAUAUGAGGGUCUCAAGAAGCAGAUAGCCCAGUCUAUCGCGACUAAGCGCAACAUCGACAUGCAGCUGGCGCGCAUAGAGGCGAAGAUCUACAGCCUAGAAGGCUCCUACCUCGGCGACUCGCACAUGGGCGGCAACAUCGUGCAGGGCUUCGAUGGGUACUUGAAGGCCCAACCAGGCGGCGCGGGCGGCGGUGCGGGUCGCGGUAGACGGCACGACGUGACGGACGCGGACAGGAUAUUCUCGACGAGCAGCAUGACAUGGCAGAAGUCCCUCGAAAUCGCGGAGGACGAGUCUGGCACGCCCGCGCCCGAGGCCAACACCAUCAAGCUCCCCAGCAUCUCCGCCGGCCCGCCCAAGAAGUCGGGCAGGAAACGCGAGCGCGCGACUACAGCGAGCGACUUUGACGACGAGGAGAUACACAUCCCGGCGCAGACGAGUAGUGGCAGGAAGACGAAGAAGACGCGCACCAUGGACGAUUGAGCGGGUGCGCGACGCCCAACUGAGUGGAUGUGCACCAUGGAUGAUCGAGCGUUGACUUCCUUAGGUUGUCUUCCUCGGCGUCCAACAAGCGCCGGACUGCGCGGCGUCGCUACGUACAGUCUAUGCGUGUGCGGGUGGCUCUUCGUGGGUCUGUCGAAUGUUCUUUUGCUGCGCCCUCCCUUCAGACACCUUGGCAUCGGGGGAGAGUUGCUUGUUUUGUGUGUACGUUCUCAUGUUGUCUUGUGUACUUUACUCUUGCUUCCCCAGCCUAGUCCAUCUCAGCUGUAUGAAUCCUCACGCUCGUGGCUGGUCAAGUCGAUGUUGCGCCUCAGGCGCUCGGCCGUUAGCCUCGAAUUUGGGGGACGCUAGGGCUCUCUUGUCCUUUUUAGUCCCUUUGUG
Molecule: messenger RNA, 1015 nt
Organism: Schizophyllum commune H4-8
Lineage: Eukaryota; Fungi; Basidiomycota; Agaricomycetes; Agaricales; Schizophyllaceae
Product: NuA4-domain-containing protein
Exons: 3
Coding region: 104-616 (170 amino acids)
Cellular component (GO): NuA4 histone acetyltransferase complex
Source: RefSeq, a predicted model, not a curated record